AUGCCCGUGACGCAGAGCCACCUGCGCUCGGAGGCCGCCACCGGGGGGCGCUGCCUCUGCCCGCCGCUCGCCCCGGGUUUGCCCGCUGCGGGCGCUGCGUGGCCCCCAGUCCCGCCCGGAGCGCAGGAUGCGGUGCCUCAGCGCCCAGAGCCCGGUGUCUGCAGACGGAGCCCCCGGCCGAGAGCGUGGCGGCCUCAGAUUUACAGGAAAUGCACCGACCCCGCCUGGCUUCUCCUGUUCUUCCUCUUCUGGACCGGUUUGGUGAGCAGGCCGCCGGGGGGUGGGGGGCGACCGGGGUAUGGUCCCCACAGAGCUGAGCCCCAACUGUACUUUGGGUCCAAUGCUGCUCCUCUCACCACCCUGAUGGCUCCGUCUCUCCCCUGCUCACCCCCAGCCCGGCCUGCUGCCCGCACACACACACACACACACACACACACACAUACCCCCGUCUCCCACAGACACGCGUCCGCUCCGAGUCUGGGAGGCCCAGGGAGGUGUGGCCCCAGGCGCUGGGUGCCGGUGGGGCGGGGGGCCCCGGGACAGGUGCUGAGCCCGUGCCUGGCCUCCCAGUUGUCAGUGGCGUCCUGUGACCUCAGCGUGGCGCUGGACACGGAAAGGGACAACGUGACCUGCCUGCUGGGCUUGGCCGUGGUGGCCACGGUCCUCACGGCCGCCCUGCUGGUGCUGAUCUUCACCCUGGGGAGGAGGGUGACGCUGGCGGUGGAGCUCCUGCGGGUCACCAACAAGGCCAUCGGCCGCUGCCCCGCUCUGCUGCUCCAGCCGCUGUGGACGGGCGCCCUCCUCCUCCUCUUCUGGGUGCUCCGGGUGGCUGUGCUGCUGAGCCUGGGCACCGCAGGAGCGGCCCCAGUCACCGAAGGUGGGCGGGUGGAGUACCAGCCUCUCUGGGGCCUUCGCUACAUGUGGGGGUACCACCUCCUGGGCCUCGUCUGGACCAGCGACUUCAUCCUCGCCUGCCAGCACAUGGCGGUGGCGGGUGCCGUGGCCACCUGCUAUUUCCACAGGAACGCACGGGACCCGCCCGCGCCCCUCCUGUCGCCUCUCUCCACCCUCCUCUGCUACCCGGGCACAGAGGCCAAAGGGUCGCCUUUGCUCACCUUGAGCACCGCAGGGCGGGCUCCACACGCCGCCCUCACCUUCAUCUCCAGCGCCCUCAGGGCAAGCCCGGUCCGUGGAGCCCGGUCCCGUGGAGCCCGGUCCGUGGAGCCCGAUCCCGUGGAGCCCGGUCCCGUGGAGCCCGGUCCCGUGGAGCCCGGUCCCGUGGAGUCUGGUCCCGUGGAGCCCGGUCCCGUGGAGCCCGGUCCCGUGGAGUCUGGUCCCGUGGAGCCCGGUCCCGUGGAGCCCGGUCCCGUGGAGCCCGGUCCCGUGGAGCCCGGUCCCGUGGAGUCCGGUCCCGAGGAGUAUGAUCCCGUGGAGCCCGGUCCCGUGGAGUCUGGUCCCGUGGAGCCCGGUCCCGUGGAGUCCGGUCCCGAGGAGUAUGAUCCCGUGGAGCCCGGUCCCGUGGAGCCCGGUCCCGUGGAGUCCGGUCCCGUGGAGUCUGAUCCCGUGGAGCCCGGUCCCGUGGAGUCUGAUCCCGUGGAGUCCGGUCCCGUGGAGCCCGGUCCCGUGGAGUCUGAUCCUGUGGAGCCCGGUCCCGUGGAGUCUGACAGUGGUGCUGAUGCAGGAAGCCUCGUUACCAACAAAAAGGGUCACUGCCAGCGACCAAUGCAAACAGGGUGCGUGGCCCAUCAGAAACCGGAAGUGCUCUCCCUGGAGACCAAGGAGAGACCGCCUCUGUCCUUCCAGAGCACGUUCGCCGCCCCGGCCAUCAACGGGACCGCACUCUGCACGUCCGCGGAGGACGCACACCGGCUCCUGUCCCGGGACUCCAGUCGGUUCACUUCGGCCGGCCGCUUCGGGGACUUUGUUGUCUUCCUGGGCAAGGUGCUGGUGGCGUGUCUGACCGUGUUCGCGGGGCUGAUGGCCUUCAACUACCACCGCGCCCUGCAGGCGUGGGCCGUGCCGCUGCUCCUGGCCGCCGCCCUCGCCCCCCUGGUGGCGCACAGCGUCCUGUCCGUGCUCCAGGCCGCGCAGGGCGCCCUGCUCCUGUGCCUGGCCGCUGACCUGCACACGAACGACGGCUCGCCCGCCAGGCCCUGCUUCAUGGCCCGGCCGCUCCAUCGGCACGCUCGGGGCUGGGGACGGCGGCCUGUGUCUCCUCUGUCCCCCUCUCUGGGCUCCUCCCACCCGGCCUGCCUGUGGAGACCCCCCCGAGGAGCGAGGCCGCACACGGACACUGACCGUGGCCCUGGCUGCGAGGGGGAGCCCCGUGGGUGCGAACGGCUCUCCCGCGUCCCGGGGUUCAGCAGUUGAUCUUUUCCCAAAGCAUUUUGCACCCCGAGCCCUGCCCCCCGCCCCCGUCAGUUAGGGGCCAUCACUGCAGGGAAGGCCCCCCUGGCCGGGUGGGGGCAGGACUGCCAUCGCGGGCCCUUUGCUGACCGGGCGCGGCCGCCGCCGCCUGAAAUAGCCGGCAGCUGCCGGUCCGCAGCAGCUGCCCCGCCCUCCACCCGCAGCCGGGCCCGGCCUCGGAGCAGCUGGGCCUCUCAUCCCGCCCGCUGUGGGGCGAGUGGCGUCCGCACAGUCCUCUUCCGUCUGCUGGCCCCGGGCAGCGUGUCCCGCCUCCUGCACACAAACGCCGGCCUCCGUCACGUGUCCUCAGUCACAUGUUCU
Pipistrellus kuhlii (Kuhl's pipistrelle) is the source of this 2727-nucleotide messenger RNA. It is a transcript of the gene SLC44A3, whose product is annotated as solute carrier family 44 member 3. The record is from RefSeq and is a predicted model, not a curated record. Gene Ontology annotation, molecular function: transmembrane transporter activity. Gene Ontology annotation, biological process: transmembrane transport. Lineage: Eukaryota; Metazoa; Chordata; Mammalia; Chiroptera; Vespertilionidae. Gene Ontology annotation, cellular component: membrane.